AUGGCUGUGAAGAAGUUUCAGCAUCAAUUUAUUGCCACAGCCUCCAUAGUGAGCUUUGCUCUUGCCGUGCGGCUCAUGGUCAGCACACAUCCACAUUCUGGACAGGGCAAGCCUCCAAUGCAUGGAGACUAUGAGGCUCAAAGACACUGGAUGGAAGUCACAUACAACCUCCCACUGGCAGAUUGGUACAGGAACACAUCAAACAACAACCUUCUCUACUGGGGCUUGGAUUACCCACCUCUAACAGCUUAUCAUAGCCUUGCACUGGGUCACAUAGCUGCACGUGUCAAUGGGAGCUUUGUCCAUCUGCACAAGUCUCGAGGCAUAGAGACAUAUGAGCAUAAGGUGUUCAUGAGACUCAGUGUUUUGCUGGCUGAUGUUGUGACAUUAGUUCCAGCCCUUCUUUCUUACUAUGAUGAUUCAGGAUAUUUCUUCCUUUCUCUGUUAUAUCCUGGAUUUAUCAUGAUUGACUAUGGUCACUUUCAGUACAAUUGUGUCUCAUUGGGCUUGUGCCUUGCUGCAGUCAUUGGAGUGAAAAAGAAUCAUCACAUACUGGCCUCUGUCUUCUUUAGCCUUGCCCUGAAUUACAAACAGAUGGAACUCUACCAUGCCCUACCUUUUUUCAUAUUCCUUCUCCGAAGCUGUGUAGACCAGCCCAGGGGUGUUUCCAAAAUUGUAAAGCUUUUAGGUUUGUCCUUAACUGUUCUGGUGACAUUUGGUAUGAUCUGGGCCCCAUUCCUCCACAAUAUGAAUUCUGCACUGGCUGUGCUCCAACGACUCUUUCCAUUCGAUCGUGGUCUCUAUGAAGACAAAGUUGCCAAUGUUUGGUGCACUUCAAACGUGGUUAUCAAGUGGAAACAGUUGUUCUCUGCAAAGUCAAUGGCUACCAUUUGUCUUGCAUCAACUGUUGUUACCUGCAUUCCAAGUGGCAUUCAUCUCUUUCUCCAGUCAUCCUUUAAAGCAUUUCUCUAUAGCCUUGUGAACAUGUCCUUGGCUUUUUUCCUUUUCUCGUACCAUGUCCAUGAGAAGAGCAUCUUACUUGUUGCUAUGCCUGCUCUUUUGCUAUUUCAAGAGAAUCCUCUGAUGACAAUAUGGUUCCUGCAAAUAUCUCAUUUCAGCCUAUUGAGCAUUGGUCUUCUCUGCCUGAAACCACCUGUCAAGUACCCUGAUCUCUUUACUCUUGUUGAAGUGGUUGACCAAUCAGAUGGCUGUGGUGCUAAAUUUGAGGUGCUCAUUGUGUCAGACAAGUUUGAGGGGAAACCACUUCUCCAGCGGCACAGAGGAGAUGAAGUCAAUCCAUGCCUUCUCCCAGCAGACACUGACUCCCCAACAAUGGAAAGAAAAACAGUGAUGUCAGUCCUUCAGUGUACAGUGAGAAGCCCUCUCAAACUCAUCCUCUCUGGGGAACAUUCAGUCGUGUAUGGGAAGACGGCCCUGGCUGCCAGUGUGGGGAUUCAUUUGACAGGGACCUUCUAUCGUUUGGAUGUGCCCAAUUUGGAAUUAGACAUAGAGUUCAUGGAUAAGCAGUGGUCUUGGUCUGUUACAUGCAUCACUGAAUGUUUUAGCAAGGAGGAGUCAGUGCUUACAAAUUCUCCUGUGCCCCCUUCAUCUCAGGACCUUGAACUGUGUCAAUCAAUUCUUCCUGAACCAGUGAAUUUCCAUGACCCCAGGUCUUUAGCACCCCUGGCAUUUAUCUUCCUUUACUCCAAAUUGCUUCGAAAUUCUGAAACUGGUCUGAGAGUGGUGAUAUCUCUGAAAUCUCAUUGGCCAGGAUUGGGUAAUUCUGCUGCAUAUGCUGUGACACUUGCUGCAGGCUUCCUAUUUUUGACUGGUGUAAUCAAUAAGGAGCUGGAUGCAGCAUCUCGCAAGCUGGUGUGUGACUGGGCAUAUAUGGCAGAGAAGAUCAUGCAUGGGAGUCCCUCUGGAGUAGACAACACCAUCUGCUCUUAUGGAGGUGUCAUCAAGUAUAUUCAGGGUGAAUUUCAUAUGAUUCCAGGAGAACAUUUAGCAUCUCUGCAGGUUCUCAUAGUGAAUUCUGGCGUGGAGAAGAAUACUCGGAAACAGGUGGAAGCAGUGGCUGCUUUGAAACAGGAAUUCAAUCAAAUUGUAGCAAAGAUUCUAGAAGCAAUGGAUGAGAUCACAAUAAAGAUCCUGGGUCUUGUUUCUGGAGGACUGGAUUGGAAACAACUGGAGGAUCUGGUUAGAAUGAACCAGUGCCUUUUGUCUUCACUGGGCGUGUCUCACCCUCGCCUGGAGAGGAUCCUUGAGAUAGCACGUGAGCAUGGGUGCAGUGGGAAGCUGACAGGAGCUGGUGGAGGUGGCUGUGCCUUUAUCAUUCUCCCACACCCACUUCAGAAUGAGGAGCAACUUAUUCAGCACCUCACCAGGGAUGGGUUCGAAGUCCAUCGGGCCACACUUGGGUUUGCAAAUCCAGACCUGCCUGGAUAUCUGGGCUUUGCCAAUCUUCCAAAUCAAGUACAUAGAAAGUUUGUCAAGAAAGGGUUUGAGUUCACUCUUAUGAUUGCAGGUGAAGCUGGACUUGGCAAGACAACUCUGGUAAACAGCCUCUUCCUCACUGAUCUCUAUCCUGAGCGAGUUGUUCCAUCAGCAGCAGAGAAGAUACAAGCCACAGUGAGGAUUGAAGCCUCAACUGUUGAGAUUGAGGAGAGAGGUGUGAAGCUCCGCCUGACAGUGGUUGACACUCCUGGAUUUGGAGAUGGCAUUAAUAGCACUGAUUGCUUCAAAAGCAUCAUCCAGUACAUUGAUGAACAGUUUGAGAGGUACUUGCGGGACGAGAGCGGACUAAAUCGUCGCAACAUCAUCGACAAUCGUGUUCAUUGCUGCUUCUACUUCAUUUCUCCUUUUGGUCAUGGGUUGAAACCUCUAGACAUCGAGUUCAUGCGACAACUUCAUGGGAAGGUUAACAUAGUGCCUGUGAUUGCCAAAGCAGACACCCUAACCAAGAAGGAAGUGUUGGAUCUGAAAAGAAGGGUAUUGGCUGAAAUUGAAGAAAAUGGAAUUCGCAUCUACUCCAUGCCCGACACAGACUCUGAUGAGGAUGACGACUACAGGGAACAAAUAAAUCAGUUGAAGGCUUCCAUCCCAUUUGCAGUGUGUGGAUCCACACAGCUGAUAGAGGUUAAAGGGCAGAAGGUGAGAGGUCGUCUUUAUCCUUGGGGAAUAGUGGAGGUGGAGAACCCAGACCACUGUGAUUUCAUCAAACUGCGAGCCAUGCUUGUGAUGAACAUGCAGGAUCUCCAGGAAGUGACACAGGAGCUCCAUUAUGAGAAUUAUCGAUCUGAGAGGCUUGCCAAAGGGACUCCACGAAAAAUUGGUGGGGUGAAUGUUGAUGAGAACCUGGGCGACAAGGACCGACUGCUUAAGGAGAAGGAGGAUGAGCUGAGACGCAUGCAGGAGAUGCUGACUCAAAUGCAGACACGCAUGACUGCAUCAUCAAUAUCUUCUAACCCUUGAACAGGAAUACCAAAGACUCAUCUUUGUGCCACGUGUCAAUUUCCGCUUUGUCCUUUUCAUUCAUGCAUUUCAUCAAGGCAUGUUAUUUUCCACAUGUGCCUUUGUUCCAGACUGUCUUCUAAAUGAUACCC
Darwinula stevensoni is the source of this 3605-nucleotide messenger RNA. NCBI's taxonomy places the organism in Eukaryota, Metazoa, Arthropoda, Ostracoda, Podocopida, Darwinulidae. The record is from the annotation of a GenBank genome assembly.